Molecule: messenger RNA, 4542 nt
Organism: Crotalus tigris (Tiger rattlesnake)
Lineage: Eukaryota; Metazoa; Chordata; Lepidosauria; Squamata; Viperidae
Gene: CRB1
Product: crumbs cell polarity complex component 1
Exons: 9
Coding region: 123-3800 (1225 amino acids)
Biological process (GO): establishment or maintenance of epithelial cell apical/basal polarity; heterophilic cell-cell adhesion
Cellular component (GO): protein-containing complex; plasma membrane
Molecular function (GO): calcium ion binding
Source: RefSeq, a predicted model, not a curated record
AAUACAUUACACCCUGUCCCUUGACUGUCUUUCCAGGCUCAGGGCAGGAGUAGAAAGCAAUAAUCAUCCAUCCCCUGUGUAACUGGAAAGUUUGAAAGAAGAUUUUCUAUUGGAACAAUAAUAUGGCUCAGUCAAGAACUAAUUUUCUUCUCUUCUACCUCAAUUUCUUGCUGCUCUUCAUUUUAAAAAAAUCACUUUGCAUGAAUGAUGGCCCCAAGUGCCUGUCCAAUUCUUGCCAAAAGGAGUCUGAGUGCCACGCUGAUGCCACAGCCACUAGUUGCCACUGUCUGGACACAUCAGUGGACAUUUCUGCUGAAGACUGUAUUAAAGAUCCUUGCUCUUCUCUCCCUUGCCUUCACAAUGCUACUUGUGCAAGUGUUCCUGGAAACCUUGACUUUACUUGUGAUUGUCCCAUGGGGUACACUGGCAUUGUUUGUGAAACUGCCACUAGCUUGUGUGACUCAUACUUCUGUAGGCAUGGAGGCACUUGCCAGGAUGCACCUAGUGGUCCCACCUGUUCCUGUGCUGAAGGAUUCACAGGUGUACACUGUGAAACUGACAUUGACGAAUGCCUUUCCACUCCUUGCCUCAAUGGAGCUGUGUGCAGAGACAAGAUCGGGGGAUAUUCCUGCUAUUGUGUCCCAGGUUACCAAGGAAAGCACUGUGACCGGGAGGUGAAUGAAUGUGUUUCUGAACCUUGCCUGAAUGGUGCCACUUGUUUGAACCUCAUAGGGAAGUAUGAGUGCAUUUGUCCUCUUGAGUAUACAGGCAUUCACUGUGAAGAUGACAUCAACGAAUGUCACACGCACCCUUGUCAGAAUGGAGGGACCUGUGAAAAUUCUCCUGGAAGUUAUAUCUGCCAUUGUCUCGCUGGAGAGAAGGAUGGAAUUUUUUAUGGUGGCCAGAACUGCACAGAAAUCCUCUUUGGCUGUGUUCAACAUACCUGUCAGAAUGGGGGAUUGUGUAUUCCUCAUUUAAGAAAUGGACAACAUAGAUUUAACUGCAUAUGUUCGGCUGGCUACACAGGAGUACACUGUGAAAUUACGACAACAUUGUCUUUUCAGGGAAAUGGGUAUCUUCAGGUAAACAGCUUUGCAGCCUCCUCUGAGGACUAUUUUUAUAACAUAAACCUUAGUUUUUUGACUGUUCAGCCAACAACUUUGAUAUUUUACCGAGGGGACAAAGAUACCUUUGUGAAGCUGGAGUUACAAAAUGGCUGUUUAUACUUAUCCAUGCAGGUCAACAGUCAACUAAAGGCGUUUUUACAUAUAGCCUAUAAUGUCAAUGAUGGCGAAUGGCAUUCAGUAGAGGUCACCAUAGCCAGAACAGUAACACUGAAGUUACACAAGAGCUCUUGCACAGAAUCAUGUCUUAGUCAGACUGCUGCCAUAGUAGAUAACAGGCAGGCAGUGAUUGCUUUUCAAAACGUAUUUUUGGGUGGCUUGCCAAUAGGGAACAAUGACUCUCUGCUAAACAUCUACAGUAUGCAUUCUGCACCUUCAUUUGUAGGCUGCCUUCAGGACGUGGAAGUAGAUUUCAGCAUUAUUAUCCCAGAGAACUUAUCAUCUGGCACAUUUUUAAAUGUCAAAUCAGGCUGCGUUAAAAAAGAUUGGUGUGAGUACCAACCUUGUCAAAAUAAGGGGCAUUGCAAAAACUUAUGGCUGAACUAUCAAUGCGAUUGCUACCGGCCGUAUGCUGGGCCAAACUGCACUACAGAAUACAUUCCGGGAAGAUUUGGCCAGGAGGAAACCACUGGGUAUGCUGCUUUUUCCAUAGAAGAAAGUCAUGAAAAUGCCACAAUAUCAAUGUUUGUGCGAACACGCAAGCCUUUUGGCUUCUUAUUUGGUCUAGAAAGAAACACGUCCCUAUUUCUCAAGGUCUGGCUAGAAGAUGGGAAACUUGCAAUGUCAGGUCCACAAUCCAACAAAUUUUUAAGUCUGCCGAUUAUGAAUGAUGGAAAUUUCUAUUUCAUUUCUUUAAAAAUGGGGCCAGAUACGAUGGACUUGUUUCAAUCAUCAAACAACUUGGGCUCCAUUUCUACACCCUUUGUAAAAAUACAGAAAAGGGAUAUUCUCUACACCGGUGGCUUACCAAACAUGCAAGAAACCAUUCUAAAUGGAGGGUAUUUCAAAGGUUGUAUUCAAGAUUUAAGACUGAGCAACCACCCACUUGAAUUUUACCCUGUCACUACUUCGCUGAAUGCCGUCAGAAGCAAGAGCACGCUGAUCAAUGUAGUUGCAGGAUGCAUUGGAGAUGACCUCUGCAAGUCCGCUCCAUGCCAGAACGGUGGUGUUUGCUAUUCAAUCUGGGAUGACUUCACUUGUACUUGUCCACCAAAUAUGGCUGGGAAAGCUUGUGAAGAAGUAAAAUGGUGUGACUUCAGUCCUUGCCCUCCUGAAGCCCAAUGCCUGCUGGUGUAUCAAGGAUUUGAAUGUAUCUCCAAUGCCAUUUUUAAUGGCAGAAGCAGUGCCAUCUUUUAUAGAAGUAAUGGGAAGAUCAGGAGAGACCUCACUAAUAUAACCUUUGGUUUUCGGACUCGAAACUCAGAUGUGAUACUACUUUAUGCUGAGAAGGAACCAGAGUUCUUCUCUAUCAGUAUUCAGAAUAGCAAAUUGUUGUUCCAGCUGCAAAGUGGUAAUAAUUUUUUUACAUUGAGCCUGGCUAGUUCCCUAUCAGUGAAUGAUGGGAAGUGGCACAAGGUCACCUACUCUAUGGCAGAGCCACUGUCUCAGUCAUCAAGAUGGCGUAUUGAUAUAAAUGAUGAGAGAGAACAUGCAACAAGUACUGUUGCCACUGGAAACCUUAACUUCCUGAGAGAAGACACAGAUGUCUAUCUGGCUGACAAAGCUUUUGAUAAUAAAAAUGGACUGAGAGGGUGCAUGAGCACUGUGGAGAUUGGUGGAAUUCAUCUCUCUUACUUCGACAAUACUAAAAAACCUCAAGAAGAACAGUUUCUCAAGAUCUCUGCCAAUUCUGUUGUCACCGGUUGCCUUAAGUUGGAUGCCUGCAGCUUAAAUCCUUGCUUGAAUGGCGGGAUGUGUGAAGAUUUUUACAGCUAUUUUCGCUGCUCAUGUGCCAAGGGAUGGACUGGCUCUCAGUGUGAACUCAGUGUUGAUGAAUGCUCCUCAAACCCUUGUCUCCAUGGAAAUUGCAGUGAUGGAAUAUCAGCUUAUAAGUGUGUAUGCAAUCCUGGAUACAGAGGAACAAGGUGUGAAGAAGACAUAGAUGACUGUUUUGGACACCUCUGUGGAAAUGGUGCCACUUUUGUAGAUGGAAUUAAUGAUUAUUCAUGCCUAUGCACUGGGAAUUUCACUGGAAGAUUUUGCAGGCACAUACGAAUGCCUUCAACACUGUGUGGGAAUGAGAACAGAAAUAUCACCUGUUACAAUUAUGGCAACUGUACUGAGUUUGAAGGACGCUUAGAGUGCGUGUGCCUCACAGGCUUUGCAGGGCUACAAUGUGAAGUGGAUAUCAAUGAAUGCAACUCUAAUCCAUGCCUCAAUGGGGGCCUCUGCCAGAACCAGAACAACAAAUUUUACUGUAUUUGUGAUGUGAAUUAUGCUGGUGAUCGCUGUGAGAUAGAUCUGACAGUUGACCUGUCCUCCAAUAUAUUCACCUCCAUUGGCUCAAUGAUCUUGGUCUUGUUACUCAUCUUUCUUGUAGUAGGCAUGGCUUACAUCGUAACUGCCAAUAAACGUGCCACCCAAGGGACUUACAGCCCCAGUCGCCAAGAGAAGGAGGGAUCCCGAGUUGAAAUGUGGAACAUGGCGCAACAUCCUCCCUUGGAAAGACUGAUCUAACUGAAAUUAAUAAUGAUCUUCUCCACUGAUAACAUAAAACAAAAAGAACGUUUGGAAUACCACAGUAGAAUCCUGUAGACCAUAAGGAUUUCUGCCAUUCAACUCAGAAACCUUGCUUAAUUAUCAGAGGAGGCUUCACGGUUGCGUGAGACUUUUCAGCUUUGCAUUUCUGUUGUUAAACCUUUUACACAUUCAAUGCCUGUGGAAGGAAGAGAAAAUUUUAAAAAGCCAAGCAAUCCGUUUGUCCUUGCAUGCACAGGAAAGCACUUUGGGGUGCAAGAUUUCAUUCUGGAAAGCAUUCAUGAUCAAAGCGGCUGGAUGCCAUGUCUCAUUUUAUGAAAAUUGUUAUUCAUUGUGUUGAUCAUUAUAUUUAGAGUACAAUCAAGUUUAGACUGUAAUAGUUCCUGGGAUCUGUGUUAAGUGCCUACAUUUCAGAUGUGACUGAAAGCCACUUACCUUCUGGCCAUCACUUCAGAAGAAUGUUGUCACCCAAUGCUCCAUGUACACUCCUUGUCCUUCGCUUACUUCUCUGCAGAAUCUUUAGAAGUAGAAGUGUUUCUCUGCAGUACAUCAGUUUAAAUUCUUUAAACAGGAGUGAAAUCAACAUUAUGGGGAAAAAACUGUUCUUGCAGCAAAAUAAAGCUUUGAAACCAUUCUUCACUUUGGAGUGUUUUUGUCAUCUUAAAGACUUGUAGACUUAGACCACAGAGGAAUGACCAUAUGCAAUUACCAGCAUUUUCAA